AACCAAAAUGUGCAUUGUACUUGGUCUUUUGGCGUAGCCUGUUGUGUUCUUUGAAGCCAACCAAGUUGCCGUUUUGUUCUCAACAUGGCCCUUGCGCGCGCAUUCUCGUGUGACCGCCCCUGCACUGUUAUUUGAAUGGCCCAGACGCUUUCGCUUUCACGAAUCACCUUGUACAAGAACAACUUGGCAUUCGCAGAGCGACGGGGCUCUUUGGAUCAGGCUGAUGUUGGAUCUGUUGAUUUUCAGUUACGAGUUCCAGAAUCGCGGCGUCAGUUGGUUGUGAACACCCUCUCAGCCUCCGCACCUGGCGGUGCAUCAAUCAUUUUCGGAAAAAACAAUUCGACACAAGGCAACCAAGGCCUGCUCGAUGGAGUGUACCCUUUCGACCAUGCCAGCAUGGGAGCCUUUCUUCAGUCUUGCCGCGGAGCAAGAGUUUCCAUCACAUUGGAUAGCAAGGAAACCAAAGCGGGGUUGUUGCUGAUGGUAGAGCGUGCUCAGCGAGCUGUUGAAGGUUGCCAAGACAAGACAGAGGAGUACUUCACCUAUGUACAGAUUUUUGAAAGCGGUUCCAUUCGGAAGAUCCCAUUUCAGAAGGUGGUCGAAGUUUCUCUUGCUGAUGCUGCUAUGCAAGAACAGCUCAGCAAAUCUUUGAUGACGUCUUUGGAAAAGCAACUUCCCAAACCUUUGCCGCCGCCAAAGGACAAUCGAGAGGUGAUUUCCAUCCGAGCGUCUUCUGAUGCCCAUGGUGUGUGCCAGGUAUCCUACGUGGACAGAUGCGAAGAAUGGAAGUGCAUGUACCGCCUCGACCUUCCAAGAGAAGAUAUGGACUUGGUGUUGGUGAAUACGAUUGACUCUGAUGCCGCAGUCACACUUCAUACCUUCGGGCAUGUUCGCAACAGCACUGAGGACGACUGGGUUGAUGUGGAAUUGCAUUUGGUUGCCAACGAGUUGUCCAUCCUGGCAGUUGGAAGCGAGCCAGUACGACAGGAGCUUGCUAAGAUUGUCAAAGAAGCGAACUCUGGAGCCUGCAUGCAGAUCUUCAUCAAGACCUUGACCGGCAAGACUGUGACCCUGGAUGUGAGUUCUUCAGAUACAGUCGAUGCUGUCAAAUCAAAGAUUCAGGACAAGGAGGGAAUACCCCCUGAUCAACAACGGCUGAUCUUUGCAGGAAAACAAUUGGAGGACGGCCGCACACUGGCUGAUUACAACAUACAGAAAGAAUCUACUCUUCAUUUGGUCCUCCGUUUGCGAGGGCAGGAAGCUUCUUCUCGCAAGCCGAUGCAGGAGGACUUCGAGUCCUUGGAAGGACUUGCAACAAAAGGAUUGGCCGAACAUGUACUUUAUCAAGUUUCUGACAAGGUGUCCAUUCGCUCCAGGGAGACAGCCAUUGUCCCAAUCUUCCAGCAUGCCAUUAAGGGAGACCGAGUGCUCGUCUAUGACCCAAAAGAGUCCGAAGUCUGCGUGAAGAGAGCGGUUCACUUGGUGAAUACCUCCGACCAUGUGCUGGCCAAUGGCAGUGUGAAUGUAUUGGAUGGAGGCCGCUUCGUGGCUCAAUGCCAGUUUGCGCCGAUGAUCCCUGGGGAUGACCAGCUCAUUGCAUUGGGAGAAGAUACAACGUUGUCUGUCAACAGGUCAAAGCCAAGUGACCUCCAAGACGACAAAGUCUUUCAAGUGCGCCUGGAGCAAGAUGAACAUCGAAACCUAUGCAGAUGUGUUCUGGACCACUGCAACAAGCUUACCACCCGGUAUUCCAUUAAGAACAAUGGCGCUAAAGCAGCUCCGUGCCUCUACAUAGAGCACACCGCUCGAACAGAUUGUGGUGGCUUCUCCAUCACAUCGACCACCCACUGUGUCAAACAGACAACAGGCUGGGCACGAUUUUGCCUCUCAAUUGAUCCUGAAGCUGACUUCAGCUUGGAGGUGACAGAAGAGGCAAACUACGAGGAGAACAUCCCCCUCACUGAGGCGAGCAUCUCAAAGUUCCUCUCCCUGCGAGCAAAGCAUCUGAGAGAGGAGAAUGUGCUGGAUGAGCAGUCAAUCCAGAUCCUUCAUCGAAGUCUUGGGCGACUGCGCUUGGCGUCUAUGUUGAAGGCAUUCUUGGAACCCAAAAACAUCUCUGAAGAGCAACUCCUGAAUUGGGAACAGCGAGAGUGUCCAUGGUCCUCCGAUGAAUCUGGAAAUGACCCGGAUGGUUUUGCUUCGGAUGUGCGCGAAAUCUUGGUUCAAAUCCGGGACUUGCAGGUGAAGACCGCUGAAACCAAGGAAAUCCAAAGAAGGCAGAGUGCAGACAACAGCCGCGUCAAGAAAAUCUUCGAAAACCAAACGAGGCUGCGCGAAAACAUCAAGUCCAUGGAGCAUGUUCGUACAGGGUCUUUGCUGGAGAGAUACAUGAAUGAUAUGGACAAGGAGGAGAAUGAUUUGAUCGCCACCCGCAGUCGAAUUGAGGAGUCAGAGGAGCAAGUUGCCAAGAUGACCAACGAUGUAUCCAGGUUGGCCUUGCAAAUUGUUAUGAAGACCAAAAGUCUGCAGAAGAGAGCAAAAUUCUAGCUCCAGCCAAAGGCUCGGCAGGAUCAAGUCAGACUUGUCACCUUUUAUGGAACUUUGUCACUCCGGCUUUGUACAGUAUGCUGGGCGGGCAAAGAAUGCAAA
This is a messenger RNA of Durusdinium trenchii, 2649 nucleotides long. NCBI's taxonomy places the organism in Eukaryota, Dinophyceae, Suessiales, Symbiodiniaceae. The record is from the annotation of a GenBank genome assembly.